Molecule: messenger RNA, 1158 nt
Organism: Desarmillaria tabescens
Lineage: Eukaryota; Fungi; Basidiomycota; Agaricomycetes; Agaricales; Physalacriaceae
Exons: 7
Source: RefSeq, a predicted model, not a curated record
AAACAACUUCUGACCAAAGAGUGGUUGGUCAAAGUCGAUACACUCAAGUCUAUACCCUAUCUCAUCAAGUUUUACGCGUCUACAGCUGACUUGACAUGCUGUGUACUGAUCACCGAUACCAAGUCGGUAUGGGCUGAAGCUCUCUCUGGACCCCAAUUUUCACGCCGGUGGAGAGGACUGAAUAGCUUGGAACUGAUGUCUGCCUCAGACUCAAUGGUCGACGAAGAAGAAUGGAGGGCACAUACCCUUGAUCUCCUCUCUAACGCACAUUCUCUGGGGGGCAUCGCAGACCUCUUGUUUGAAGUCGUCGAAACUAACUUCUCGGAUGUUGCCUGCACUCUCGAAAACCAGUCAUUCAAGUGGCGAUGGGAGACUUGUUUCCUUGGUUAUAAAGCUUCAGCAGAGAUUCUUUCUAAGCACCUUAUACUCCCACUCAUCAGCAUGAGUCAUUUAGCAUUUUCCUCCACGAACUCAGUUGGUGAGGUAUCUGAUGUAGAUUUGACGAAGGCCGUUGACAAGCUUGGACGGACUGCUAGGCGUAAUGUGGACAUACAUAUCAAGAACGCAAUAUCAAAGCCUCGUAUAGCGACAGUUCUUCGCCGUAUUACAGCCAUGUUCAGCUUUGCAUCAGAACUUCCGAUUAUACUUACAUCGGCUGAAAAACCCGACUUUGAGGCGUUACCUCCACCAUCCUCAAAACAAACCCCUGAACCUCAGGGUCGUCAGUCGACCCAUACACCUUCACCGCCUAUCAUAGUGGAGAAUAAAUCUCUGCGAAAUAAAGGCAAGCCUAUCUCACCAGAACAGUCUGAGGCCGACGUCCGUCAAAAAGAACCGGAAUCAGACUCGGCUACCGAUGACUCUGAUGUUGAAGAGGAGGAUAGUCCGGACAAGGGAAAGGGCAAAGCCCCCUCGCAACAGCCAGAGAGGCCAGGGUCUCCUGUACUAACGCCCGCUAAGAAGCGACAAACCCGGCUACCAUCUUCAGAUACUGAUUCUUCACCUGUGAGACCGCAGAAGAAGGUGAGGGCAAAAUCAUCCUCCAGUGACGAAGAUAGCGGAGGUGAACGAAAUGUCCAACUAAAACGAGGAACCGUUUCUGGGGAGACCAGACGGGGAGUGAGACAGCCAGUGAAAAGAGGGGGGAGGCGGUUCUAG